Brassica oleracea var. oleracea is the source of this 1383-nucleotide messenger RNA. RefSeq lists its product as uncharacterized. NCBI's taxonomy places the organism in Eukaryota, Viridiplantae, Streptophyta, Magnoliopsida, Brassicales, Brassicaceae. Bases 1 to 1209 code for a protein of 402 amino acids. The record is from RefSeq and is a predicted model, not a curated record. The transcript has 5 exons. Gene Ontology annotation, molecular function: structural constituent of ribosome. Gene Ontology annotation, biological process: translation. Gene Ontology annotation, cellular component: ribosome.
AUGGCGCUUCUUCUCGCUAGACGCUAUCGCAGAUUCCCAUCAGCCCCAUCUUUGAUUCGCUUCUUCUCCAAUUCCUCAUCGGAUCCACCUCCCAAAUCCGCGAACGCAUCCGUCGAGAAACCUCCCCAGUCUCAAUCGAACUCUCCCUUCACCGACAUCAAGUCCACUCUCAAGAAUAAUUCAUCUCAAGCUCGGAAUCACGGAUCGAGCCGAAUCUCCGGUAGCGGGUCGUCACAGGAUUUAAGCAUCAACCUCGCCAAGUUUCAGCGUAGAUCCGCCGCUCCACCUCCGAAGAGCGAAUCGCCUUCGACUUCCUUCGAGACGCUCUAUAAGCAGAAUGUUGCAGCGGGUGCAAACUCUUCGGAUCCUAGUAAUCUAAGAGGUCAUGAUAUCGAUUUGAGUAAAUUGCGGGAAAAUUUGAAAAAUUUGAAGUCGCAGCCCAACACAGAGAUGGCGGGAAUGUCUUUACGAAGAAGAAACGUUGGUUCUUCGGAUGUGUCAGUGAUCGGGAAAGACAUGGAGGAUGGGAAUGGUAGGGAAGGUGAAACGGAGGAGGAGGUGACGAUGACGGAGUAUUUAAAGAUGUAUAGGGAAGAAGAGUUGGGUGAGAAGCUGAAGAUGCUUAGGCCAGAGGGGAAGAAGGAAGACGGGUGGUUCUCGUUGGAGGAGUUGAAUGAGAGGUUGGUUAAGCUAAGGCAAGCGGAAAAGAAAGAGGUCAAGAAUCAGCGUUGGAACUUCUCGGUGCUCAGGAAUGUUAUUGGAACACUUGAGGAUGAUAAAGCCAAGAACGAAGCUGUUCCCCUGCAGAAUCUAGACAUUCUAGGAUAUUGGGAUGGUACUCCUGAGUACAAGCAUUAUCCUCCUAAAGAUGAGCUAGUUGAAACUUACUUCCACUCAGAUAAUCUGUCAUCUGCGGAGAAGAUGAAAAUUGAGCUCACGAAAGUCAGGGAAGAUUUCAAGAUGUCGGAAUCAGAUUGUGGUUCUGCACGCGUGCAAGUGGCGCAGCUAACUACUAAAAUCAAGCAUUUGACCUCUGCUCUGCACAAAAAGGACAAACAUUCGCGGAAGGGACUCGUAGCAAUGGUGCAUAAACGGAAGAAGCUGUUGAAAUAUCUAAGACGAACUGACUGGGAUUCUUACUGCCUUGUCCUGUCACAACUCAGCCUUCGUGACACCCCGGAUUACAAGAUCCCGGAUUACAAGCAGUAAGCUUUCUGCGUUAGGACCCCCAUGGUUAUAUCUCCACACUCUUUUUGGUUUGGUCAACGCCCUGUUGGGAGUGAGAGACUUGGCUGUUCAAACCCUGUUAGGCAUUUUACUCUCUAGUGAAGAAACUCCCUCAACUAUCUGUUGUUUCAUUAUUCAUUAAUAUUUGAUAAUAGA